AUGGGGGAAAGCAAGGGAAGAUGCGAAGAAUGUGAUUUUACAUUUUCCGAUCGUCAAUCUAAGCAUAAUCAUUUCUUAGUUAAACAUCAAAAAGAUGAAGAUAAAAUUUACGCAUGUUCUCAGUGUUCAAAAAAGUUUGUAAGGAAAUAUCUUCUGGAGCAGCAUAAAUCAUUUUCUCAUAGAGAAUUUAUACCAAAGUGCAAAAAUUGUGGUAAAAGAUUUAAAACUGUAGAGGAAUUAACGGAACAUUACAAUAAGGAAGACUGUCAUCCUGGUACAAUGUGUGAUAUUUGUGCAAAAUAUAUUCGCGGCUCAGCUGCUUUUAAACGGCACCAGUUAGAGCAUCAGGGUGUUUCGAUUCCAAAAGUGCAAUGUGAUUUAUGUGGUUUGUGGUAUAAAGAUAAAAGAGGAUUAAAGAGACACAAAAUAAAACACAUAGAAUCCAAAGAACCUCAUGUUUGUGACAUAUGUCAAAAAUUGUCUCCAAGUCGUAGUGCGAUGUUAAGUCACAAACGUUAUGCUCACGGAACCGACCGAACACAUCAAUGUAAUGUAUGCCACAAGACAUUUAAGAAGCCAAUAUCACUGAGAGAGCAUAUGACUACACAUACUGGAGAAGUGCUCUAUAAAUGUCCACACUGUACUAAGACAUUUAAUUCAAAUGCAAAUAUGCAUUCACAUCGAAAAAAGGUGCAUCCAAAAGAAUUUGAAGAGGCUCGGAAACAACGUAAGCAAAAUAAUCCACCUAUUGGUUAA
This is a messenger RNA of Lucilia cuprina (Australian sheep blowfly), 756 nucleotides long. RefSeq names its product transcription factor grauzone-like. Gene Ontology annotation, biological process: regulation of transcription by RNA polymerase II. The record is from RefSeq and is a predicted model, not a curated record. The transcript has 3 exons. Lineage: Eukaryota; Metazoa; Arthropoda; Insecta; Diptera; Calliphoridae. Gene Ontology annotation, molecular function: RNA polymerase II cis-regulatory region sequence-specific DNA binding; DNA-binding transcription factor activity. Bases 1 to 756 code for a protein of 251 amino acids.